Brachypodium distachyon (stiff brome) is the source of this 1435-nucleotide messenger RNA. RefSeq names its product NDR1/HIN1-like protein 3. Gene Ontology annotation, biological process: defense response to other organism. The record is from RefSeq and is a predicted model, not a curated record. NCBI's taxonomy places the organism in Eukaryota, Viridiplantae, Streptophyta, Magnoliopsida, Poales, Poaceae. Bases 598 to 1335 code for a protein of 245 amino acids. The transcript has a single exon.
CAUUCAGAUUAUCGAAACUUACUGCUCCGCAAAAUUAUUUUCGAAAAAUAGAAGGAAAAAAUUUAUGGGCUCACUGGAGCCCAAGCCACCAGUCCUUACAGUACGUCCCCUUGGGACUACGGCCCAUCUCAACCUCCAGCCUUAACUGGGCCCGGAGAAAGAAAAAGACCAAAUAACAAUUGGCCCACAAUGAUGGCCUGGGAACAUUCAGAUAUCAAUCAGCUCCUUCGAAAUCCACGCUGCUUUUUUUUUCAGCGCUCAGAACGGCGGAUCACCAGCUGGUCAAACCAGUCAACAUACGCCGGCGGCCCGCCCGCCCGCAUAUCCUUUGUCGGGUGCGCUUUCCAAAACAAGGCAGCCUUAAUUCACCCGCCGCCUUCGUCCACCUAGUACACCCCCAAUCAACGGUCCAAGUCACUGUCCAAGAACGCGCGCGCCAGUUCGCCACUAGCGCAAACAAUAGCCGCCCCAAUUCCCCACCUAGUACAAAUCCCAUCCUAGUACAAAUCACAGGCGAUUUUUGUGCAUUCCAAUCUCAAAAAACAUCUAUGCACUCACCGAUCACCAGUUCGCUUCCCGGAGAAACACAAGUCCGUGAUGGCCACUCCCGAGCACGACCUCGACCAGCGCUACUACGGCCCGACCAUCCCUCCAAACGACCCCGCCGCCGGCAAAGACGCCAAGCCCGUACAGCGUGGCCUCCCCUGCCUUGCCGUCGCCGAUCCGUACGGGCUCCUCUGCAGGGCCUUCCGCGUGCUGACACUCGCGCUCAUCGGCGUCGGCAUCGUGGUGCUCGUGCUCUGGCUCGCCUUCCAGCCGGACACCCUCAAGGCCACCGUCGACUCCGCGAACCUCACCCGCUUCGACCUCGCCGCGUCCAGCAUUGACGGGGGCACGCAGACGCAGACGCUGCGGUACAACCUCACCGUGGCCCUGAGCGUGCGCAACCCGAACCGGAGGCAGGCCGUGGUGUACCGGCGCCUGGAGGCGGUGGCGCUCUACGGCGGCGAGCCGUUCGGGUACGCGUGGCUCCCGCGGAUGCGGCAGGCGCGGAAGAGCACCAUGGUGGUGAGGCCGAGCUUCGACGGCCAGAUCGUCAUCAGCCCCGAUGUCGCCGGCGGCGCCGCGGCGGCGUUCGCGAGGGAGAAGGCGGAGGGGUUCUUCAACGUCAACGUCAAGCUCCACGCCAGGGCGCGCUUGAGGGUGGUCAUCGUGAACAGCGUCGAGUACAGCCCGGACGUGGAUUGCUACAUCAGGGUUCCCGACCCCGGCAACGCUACGGCGGUGGCGCAGGGGUUUGCGGCGACGGGGUGCCAUGUCGACAUCUUCUCCUGACUGAUUGAAGGAAGCAUGCGUAUCCCGUUUCAGAAUUUCGCUGGUUUUAUUUUGCGCUGUUCUUCAGUUUACAUGAUAAAAAAAAAUUGUUCUUGUUGUA